UUUUCAUCACGCACGCAACCCCCCAAAAGAGGGAAGGGAGGAACUUUGGCUCGCAUUCUCGUCUCGCGUUUUUCACAGCCAACAGCAGACAAGACAAGACACAAAGUGCUCGUCGUUGCGUUUUUGUUUGAGAAAAUCAGUGAAGGGAAAAUCUGCCGCGUCAAAAGGCAAAAGGUGCCGUUUUUGCGUGUUUCCGACGAGAGCAGAGAACUGUUUAUUGUGGAAUAGAAGUGAAAUUGUGAUCGGAUUCGGAGAGCUUGCCGUACAAGAUGGUCAACAACGACAAGCAUCAGCCCCAGGAGGAUGAACACACCACUGCGGACAACACGGUCGUGCAAAAGUACAAAACAGCCGGAACCAUCGUCAACAAAACGCUAAACAGUCUCAUCCAAGGAUGCAAAGUGGGAGCUUCCGUGAAAGCCCUCUGCCAAAAGGGAGACAAUCAGAUGGAAUCCGAGACUGGCAAGAAAUACAAGAAUGAACCGGAUAUGAAGAAGGGAAUCGCUUUCCCAACGUGUCUCUCGGUGAACAACUGCAUUUGCCACUUCUCCCCAUCGAAGAACGAUCCGGACUAUCAGCUGAAGGCAGGAGAUGUCGUCAAAAUUGACCUGGGAGCGCACAUCGACGGUUUCAUUGCGGUGGCCGCCCACACGAUCGUGGUCGGUGCCAAGCUGGAGAACAAGGCGAAGGGCCGUGCGGCGGACGUUGUCCUCGCGGCUUACCACGCCAGCCAGGCCGCCCUGCGAUUGAUGAAGGACGGAACCAGCAACUACGCGGUGACGGAUGCCGUGCAGAAGAUUGCCGCCGAGUUCAAAUGCAAACCGAUCGAGGGCAUGCUCAGCCACCAGUUGAAGCAGUUCAAGAUCGACGGCGAGAAGACCAUCAUCCAGAACCCGACCAUCGCCCAGAAGAAGGAACACGAAAAGUGCGAGUUCGAAAAGUACGAAGUGUACGCCAUGGAUGUGCUGGUCAGUACCGGCGAGGGCCUCGGCAAGGAACUGGACACCAAGGUUUCCAUCUACAAGAAAACCGAGGAGAACUACCUGCUGAAACUGAAGGCAUCGCGUGCAUUCUACGCUGAGGUGAAAAAGAAGUACGGCCCGAUGCCAUUCAACCUGCGCAACUUCGAGGAGGAAGCCAAAGCCAAGAUGGGAGUGCACGAGUGCGUGACGCACAAGCUGGUCGAACCGUUCCAAGUAUUAUACGAGAAACACAACGAACUAGUCGCCCAGUUCAAGAACACCGUGCUCAUCCUGCCGAACGGAUUGACGGUGGUGACCGGUACCAACUUCGACGUGAACUGCUUCGAGAGCGAACACAGCGUCCAGGAUGAGGAGAUGAAGAAACUGCUCGAAUCGGAACUGGUCCUGGCGGACGCCAAAAAGUCGGCGUUGGCCAACCUGACCAAGGCUGCCUCCUCCAAACCCGCUGGUGAUGCCGCCAAGGCUGCUACUGCCUCUGCUGCUGCGCCAGCACCACCUGCCGAUGGAUCUGCCCCGGUGGCAGCCGCCAAGGACAAGAAGAAGAGGAAGAAGAAGAAGGCCGCGGCUGCCGGCGAAACGGCGGCUGCAGAGGAAGCCGGCAAGGAGAAUGCCGCCUAAGUGUGAGGGUGGCCAUCGCAGCGAAAGAGGUUGUAUGUUGUUAGGGUUCCGCAGUGGUUUUCGCAGCUGCGUUCAGAAAGUCUGGUUCUACGUUUUGAUUUCCUCCAUUUGCGCUCGAUCGGAACCUUGGUACGGAACUGGUAGGAGCGUCAUCCUGCAUUUCCGUUGAGGACUGUUCGAUCUUAGUUUGGAUGCUCUUUUUUGUGGUACAGAGUCUAUAAUCGGUGCCUGCGACUCGCCCUAGAAUGUAAGGCGUUUAGUUUUUGAAGUGUUCGCAAUAAGUCGAGAGUUAGUAGAGUUAUUCGUUUCCCUUAUGAUAUCAGACUGUGUCCGUUCCAAGCGCCGAUUAUGGGCGCGGUAUCUUCCAGAGCCUUCCAGGAGCAUGUUCCCGUGACCUCAGUAUAAUCCCCCCGCCCAUCUCUUUACACACAAACCACAUUUGUUAAUACACAUCCGUGACCAGUUGAAAAAUCCGAUCAGAAUCGUACUACUCAAAAAAAAAUAUAGCCAUGGUAGGGUACUUUCACGAAAGUACAUUGGAGAGAAAAGGCAAUCAAUUACUUCCAGAGAAACCAGUGAUCUGUUGGAAAGCAAAAUAGUGUCGAAACGAUGUAUGUAGAUAAGAAAAGGUAUACUACGGAAACGAUGCCAUUGUACCUUCGGAAAAACUAUCUGACCAGAAAUGGAAACCCGCGCGUGUUGACACAUUGACAGGAGAGAGCAAUCGCAUUCAUUCACCUUGUAUAAAAAAAAGCAAACUGCAACCACAAAUUUAUUGAGUCGUUUAAAAUUGUAAUUCCGUUUUUUGUUUCGUAAUAAAGUUUUGAAAAGGAGAGCAUCCAAAUAAAUUUUACUUACGUAUUAUAGAGAUGCGUAUUAGGUAAACAA
This is a messenger RNA of Aedes aegypti (yellow fever mosquito), 2489 nucleotides long. Its product is annotated as proliferation-associated protein 2G4. The transcript is spliced from 6 exons. The coding region runs from base 270 to 1601 and encodes 443 amino acids. The record is from RefSeq and is a predicted model, not a curated record. Lineage: Eukaryota; Metazoa; Arthropoda; Insecta; Diptera; Culicidae.